GGCUAGUCGUUAUCAGUAGCCACACCACCACCAGCACCCAGCCACCAGCGGCUGCAGUCACACACUCCUCACUCGGGUGAAGACGGGCAAAUUGCGACGAAAGAGAGGGCCUUUGAGCGGACAUUUCCUUUAAACAGAGCCCACAUAGAGGACCCUCGCACAGGACGGCGACUGCGGACUCACACAGACAGAGCCAUGCUUGAAUACUACCAGACAUUAGGAGUCCCGAAAAAUGCAACGCAAGAUGACAUCAAAAAAGCUUACAGAAAAUUGGCCUUGAAGUGGCAUCCAGACAAGAACCCAGACAACAAGGAGGAAGCAGAGAAAAGGUUCAAAGAGCUGUCAGAAGCAUAUGAAGUGCUCUCAGAUGAAAACAAGAGGAAUACUUAUGACAGAUAUGGCAAAGACGGCCUUUCAGGAGGAGGAGGAGGAGGCCAUUAUGAUCACUUUGGCGGCGGCAGCUUCACAUUCCGUAAUCCCGAGGACGUUUUCAGGGAAUUCUUUGGCGGCAGAGAUCCAUUUGCAGAUUUUUUUGCUGAUGAUCCAUUUGAUGAUUUUUUCGGGGGUAGUCGCAGUCGCCAGAGGGGCGCAAGCCGAAGCAGAAUGGGGGGAUCGCUCUUUGGGUUUGGGAGCUUCCCAGCGUUUGGGCACAGCCUCUCAGGGUUCGAUUCAGGUUUUAGCUCAUUUGGAGACGUGGGCGGAGGCUUCACUUCCUUCUCUUCUUCAUCCUUUGGCGGCGGCGGUGGUGGGGGAGGGGGAGGAGGAAUGGGUAACUUCAGAUCUGUGUCGACCUCCACCAAGUUCAUCAACGGCAGAAAAAUUACCACAAAACGGAUUGUGGAGAACGGCCAGGAGCGGGUGGAAGUGGAGGAGGACGGUCAGUUAAAAUCCCUAACAGUUAAUGACGUUGCAGCUGAAGACCCCUUGGAGGAUGAGUUUCGCCGCCGCAGACAGAACACACUUCCUGGCCUCAGUCUGCAUCAGCGCUACCUGAGGAACUCCGCCCAGAACCCCUCAGAGGAAGAGGAGGAGCACGGCCUACAGAGCCACGGACUAACGAGAGGACACAUGGACACAAAGAGGAAGAAAGUGUGGCUAAAGGAUGCAGAGUCCAAAAAGAAAAGGCCUUCACGACACUUCCCUCGGUUUGGUGGACUUGGUGCCUUUUUUUAAGCACACACACUCACACACAUAUAAAUAUAUAUACACUUGUUGGCAGAAGUGCCAUCAAUCAUAUAUGGCAUUAGUUCAUCGUUGCUAUGUAUCAGAGGCCCGACAUCCCCACUGCUGCGCUGUAUCUCACCUUGUCUAUCAGCAGCAGUGCAGAGCUUAACUCCUGCCUACAUUGCGUCAGCCAGACGGUAGCCUGCAGAGACUUCACUUCAAUGUUUUGUUUUGUCGAAGAUACAUUUUUAUUAUUAGUUAAGCUUUUGCUAUUGCUGUAUUUAUUGUGGGUGGGCCCUGUGGAUGUACAGAGAGCAUUCUGAGCUUUAAUUAAUCUCCUAUGAUUGGACUUCUUCACUUUUUACAACACACGUUUUCAGAAAGUGUGUUAAAAGAGUUUAAGAGCAAGGAGAAUUACAGUAGCAGCCUUGUUUGUGAUAAGCGUGAAAAUUACUGCAGUAAUACUGUUUUGCAUGUGAGAAUAAGUGAAGGUCAAGCUAUUCAGUGGAUCCUUUUUUCAACAGAGACAAGGAGGGAGAGGGACAUCUGGGGAAUGUGAGAGUAAAGCCGACUGAAAGCACUGAAGAGAGAGUUUUAUUACAGAAAGAAAUGAACAUGUUCUGUUCACUCCUCAUUCAGACAUGAAAACUGACAAUCAACACUCUGGCAGCAACAUUAUCCACUCUUAACCUCUUCUAGCCACUGUGCAUAAUAAAUACUAAACCCUCUUGAAGUUGUUAUAUUGUUUUUUGAUAGGAUUCUUUGUACUGAGUGGAUUCAGCAAUAUCUUAACCUUCUAUGGGUGUUUUUGUAAAAGGUUUCUAAAGCAAAAUAUGGUUUUUGUCAUCUGAUUUGUCCCUGACAGGUUUUUAAGUGAGCGGAAAUGUGGAAAUGUCUGAGAAAUGUUCAUUUUUUAUGGACUCUUACAAAUAAAUGCUUAAAG
This is a messenger RNA of Epinephelus moara (kelp grouper), 2107 nucleotides long. It is a transcript of the gene dnajb6b, whose product is annotated as DnaJ heat shock protein family (Hsp40) member B6b. The transcript is spliced from 10 exons. Gene Ontology annotation, biological process: positive regulation of proteasomal ubiquitin-dependent protein catabolic process; protein refolding. Gene Ontology annotation, molecular function: Hsp70 protein binding; ATPase activator activity. NCBI's taxonomy places the organism in Eukaryota, Metazoa, Chordata, Actinopteri, Perciformes, Serranidae. The record is from RefSeq and is a predicted model, not a curated record. Gene Ontology annotation, cellular component: cytosol; endoplasmic reticulum membrane. The coding region runs from base 196 to 1173 and encodes 325 amino acids.